CCCAAGUUGCUGUAUUUUUUUCGGUGGUUGCUUGUUUUUUGGUUUUUUUUUAUUUUUAAUAUUUUUUAUAUUUUUAAUGUUACUAGUGGCACCGCCCAUCAGACACGGGUGAGAAGCUGCUGAUGAAUAGAGUAAUUGGGGCGUUACAUUGUGUCGCUGUGACGUGACAGUGAGAUAAUGAUAGUGAUGGAGCGCUGUUCUGCAAGGAAGGGGAGUAUAUAGAGGAACACAGGGGUCUGUACAAGGACGUGAUGAUGGAGAAUCACCGGCCCCUCACAUCACUGGAUGGGCCCAGUAACAGAGAUACCCCAGAGAGAUGUCCCCGUCCCCUGUAUUCCCAGGAUUGUACAGAGGAGAAUUACAGGAUCCCACAGGAGGAUCAGGUAGAACGUCUGUCUGAUAUUAAAACAGAAAAUAUAGAGGGAGAAGAAGAGAAGUAUCUAACUGUUAUAAAGGCAGAAGAUACAGAUGAAGAAGAGAUGUAUCUAACUGUUAUAAAGGUAGAAGAUACAGAGGGAGAAGAAGAGACGUAUGUGACUGAUAUAAAGGUAGAAGAUACAGAGGGAGAAGAAGAGACGUAUGUGACUGAUAUAAAGGCAGAAGAUAUAGAGGGAGAAGAAGAGACGUGUGUGAGGGGUGAUCAGCAGUGUAAGGAGGAGGAAAUUCCUACAGAUAUCAGCACAGCAGGUGGACACACAAGCAGGAAUAUCUCAGAAGGACAUCUAAUGUUAUCCCCGGAUUGUGACAUAAAAGAUAAUGACAGUAGACCGGAUUCUCCAGGAGAUAACCCCAUUACCCCAAUUAUACAUCCAGCUCUAUCAGCUGAUCCCUCUGAUCCUGGGAAGUGUUCUCCUGAUCACUCUGAUAUUGGUGCAUCUGUUACAGCUCUGACAGUAAAUACAGAGUUUCCAUGUGCUAUAGAUGCCAAAUGUUUUACACAGAACACAAAGCAUAUUAACCCACACACAGGUAUGUCAGGUGAGAGGCCACUGAUAUGCUCUGACUGUGGGAAAUGUUUUACAUACAAAUCACAUCUUGUUAUACAUCAGAGAAGGCACACAGGUGAGAGGCCAUUUUCUUGCUCUGAGUGCGGGAAAUGUUUUACAUACAAAUCACAACUUGUUAAACAUCAGCGAAGUCACACAGGUGAGAAUCUAUUUCCAUGUUCUGAGUGUGGGAAAUGUUUUACAUACGAAUCACGUCUUGUAAUACAUAAGAGAAUACAUACAGGUGAGAAACCAUAUUCCUGUUCUGAGUGUGGGAAAUGUUUUACAUACAAAACAACUCUUGAUGCUCAUAAGAGAAGUCACACAGGUACAUCACCUUUUCCAUGUUCUGAGUGUGGGAAAUAUUUUGCUCAGAAAUCACAACUUGCUAGACAUCAGAGAAGUCACACAGGUGAGAGGCCAUUUCCAUGUUCAGACUGUGGAAAAUGUUUUUCACGGAAAUCACACCUUGUUACACAUCGGCAAAGUCACACAGGUGAGAAGCCAUUUCCAUGUCCUGAGUGUGGGAAAUGGUUUGCACAGAAAUCAGCUCUUCUUAUACAUCACAGAAGUCACACAGGUGAGAAGCCAUUUCCAUGUUGUGAGUGUGGGAAAUGUUUUGCACAAAAAUCAGAUCUUGUUAAACAUCAGAGAAGUCACACAGGUGAGAAGCCUUUUUCUUGCUCUGAGUGUGGGAAAUGUUAUACUCGGAAAUCACAACGUGUUAUACAUCAGAGAAGUCACACAGGUGAGAAGCCAUUUCCAUGUUCUGAGUGUGGGAAAUGUUUUGCACAAAAAUCAGAUCUUGUUACACAUCAGAGAAUUCACACAGGUGAGAAGCCAUUUCCAUGUUCUGAGUGUGGGAAAUGUUUUGCACAAAAAUCAGAUCUUGUUAAACAUCAGAGAAGUCACACAGGUGAGAAGCCUUUUUCUUGCUCUGAGUGUGGGAAAUGUUUUACACGGAAAUCACAACUUGUUACACAUCAGAGAAGUCACACAGGUGAGAAUCCAUUUCCAUGCCCUGAAUGUGGGAAAUGUUUUGCACACAAAUCAGAUCUUGUUAGUCAUAACAGAAGUCACACAGGUGAGAAGCCAUUUUCUUGCUCUGAGUGUGGGAAAUGUUUUACAUGGAAAUCACAACUUGUUACACAUCAGAGAAGUCACACAGGUGAGAAGCCAUUUCCAUGUUCUGAGUGUGGGAAAUGUUUUGCACACAAAUCAGAUCUUGUUAAACAUCAGAGAAGUCACACAGGUGAGAAGCCAUUUCCAUGUUCUGAGUGCGGGAAAUGUUUUACACAGAAAUCACAUCUUGUUAGACAUCAGCAAAGUCACACAGGUGAGAAGCCAUUUCCAUGUUCUGAGUGUGGGAAAUGUUUUACACGGAUUCAGAUGGUGGAAGCAUGGAAGCAGCCUGAUAAACGCUUUCAAGUUCCAAAGAGGUUUGAGGCAAAUUACCCAUUAACAAAAAGUGUCAUGGCUAAAUGGGAGGUGCUGCCUAUUGUGGAUGCCUCUUUAGCUAGGUUGUCUAAAAAGACAAUUCUACCAAUACCUAACGUAACCACUUUAAAAGAUGUAUUCAAGAUGGAGUCAAUCCAGUCAGUUAUUGCAGGUUUGGAACAAGAAGAGUUCAUGGUGUCCAUGUACAUAAAGGAUGCAUACCUUCAUAUCAUGGCGAUAAUGGUCAUGAAAUUGAGGGCGUUAGGAGUCACAAUCAUACCUUACCUGGAUGAUCUACUGAUCAAGGCCCAUUCUCAGGAACAGCUGAUCAGGGAUGCUCAGACGACUCAUCAAUUUCUCAUUCAACAUGGCUGGAUUGUGAACUUCAAGAAAUCCAACCUGAUACCAAUGCAGAGGAUUCAAUUCCUAGGUCUAAUAUUGGACACAAUACAAUUGAGGGUGUCUCUGCCAGAGAACAAGAUGCAGGACUUAAGGAAGCUGGUGGAUCAGGAGUGGAAAACGGAGGCAGACUAUCUCAGUCGCCAAGACAUGCAUCCAGAGGAGUGGUGUCUACACCUGCAAGUCUUCGAGAUGGUAGUAAGGAGAUGGGGCCUACCUCAGGUAGACCUAAUGGCAUCUCGAAACAAUCAUCAGUUACCCAGACCGCUCACCCGUCUGUGGGAACACUGCGGGCACCAGAAGGAGCGCUUCCUAGCCGCCCCAGAAGCGGCGAAGCCCCUUAAACAGCACCCUGCAAAAUCAAAAGGGGAUUCAAAGAUGGCCGCCGGCCAGCAGAUGCAGCCUCAACAGCAGCAAGUGCACACAGACCGUGAGUUACAUUCAUCCUCUGACUCCGCUGAUGCCACAGCUCUCCCUGUACAUAUUGCCCCCUCUACACAGAAGUCUCCUAAGACUGCACAACAGGCUGAGGGCCCAAUUACAUAUUCUGAUAUGGUAAAAGCAAUUCAAGACUCCAUUAACCCCAUUAUGGAAUCACAUGCUGCCAAAGUCACGCAGGCAGUGCAUGACAUCAAAUCACAGUUCAAACAGCUUUCCAAACGGGUGCAAGCUAAUGAACAGCGCCUUGGGGAGACAUUUCAUGACGUUGCCGAUUUAAAGGAACAGUGCGCUUUUCUUCAGAAAUCUCAUUACCAGCUUCUCAAUAAGGUUGACGAUCUCGAGAACAGAUCACGUCGAAAUAAUUUGAGGGUUGUUGGGCUGCCCGAGGCCCUUAAAGGGCCAGCACUCUUUUCCUUCAUACAAGAUACACUGCCCGAUUUGCUAGAUAUUCAAGAUUCCUGUGCGGGUAUGAUUGUGGAGAGGGCCCAUCGCAUUGGUCCUGCAAGGCCUACACAAGACACCCGACCCCGGGCUGUUAUUUUCCGUUGUCUUAAUUACAUCCACAAAGACAUUAUCUGGUCUGCAUCUCGUCGCAAGCGGAAUUUGCAAUGGAAUGACGUGAGGAUUUAUAUCUUCCAGGAUUAUUCGGCAGAGGUGGCUAGGGCACGACGUGAAUUCACCCCACUUUGUUCCCGCCUGGCCAAAACAAGCAGAAAAUUCGCUCUCAUUUACCCGGCACGGUUACGCCUGUUCAAAGGGUCCUCAUUUACGGACUUCUCCACCGUUGCCGAUGCAGAGGCCUAUCUAUUUCAUAAAUUUGGCAAUAGAUCUAGUCGAUUGCUUUCAAAUCUCCUGAAAGGUCAGCACCCUCCGACACUUAUCCAUGCUUUGACUGGGGCUGAUGGCACUGUGGUACAUGAUUGUGGCCAGUGGCUGGAGACUUCGGGAGACCAGAAGCCCUAUGCCCUUCUCUCCCUUGAUGCUGAGAAGGCUUUUGACCUGGUCACAUGGGACCACCUUUUUGACACCAUGCACAGGUUUUGGUUCCCGGAGGCUCUCAUCCAUGCACCAGCUGUGAGGAACGGAGUAAUUAUUACACAUCACACCUUCUGUAUUCUCUCUGAUUCACCAAGGAUGGACAAGGACAGGAGUCACAGGACUGAGAGGAUAAUAAAUAUCACCCUGGAGAUCAUUUACCUGCUGACUGGGGAGGAUUACACAGUAGUGAAGAAGACAUCCAAUGAGUGUGAAAUACUCAACAGCCAUCCCUGUGUGUCAGGAGGUCUGAGUAGAACCCAGAGCCCCAUCCCAGUGCCUCCACCUGACUCACUAAUACAUGAGAGACCCAAUGACCAAAAGAUCCUGGAACUCACCAACAAGAUCAUUCAGCUGCUGACUGGAGAGGAGGGGGAGUAUAUAGAGGAACACAGGGGUCUGUAUAAGGACAUGAUGAUGGAGAAUCACCGGCCCCUCACAUCACUGGAAGGACCCAGUAACAGAGAUAUCUCAGAGAGAUGUCCCCGUCCUCUGUAUACCCAGGAUUGUACAGAGGAGAAUCACAGGAUCCCACAGGAGGAUCAGGGUGAAGCCCAAUUAAAUAAUAUUAAAAUCAAAGAUACAGAGGGAGAAGAAGAGACGUAUGUGACUGAUAUAAAGGCAAAAGACAUAGAUGGAGAAGAAGAGACGUAUGUGACUGAUAUGAAGGCAGAAGAUACAGAGGGAGAAGAAGAGACGUAUGUGACUGAUAUGAAGGCAGAAGAUACAGAGGGAGAAGAAGAGACGUAUGUGACUGAUAUAAAGGCAGAAGAUAUAGAAGGAGAAGAGACAUACGUGACUGAUAUGAAGGCAGAAGAUAUAGAGGGAGAAGAAGAGACGUAUGUGACUGAUAUAGAGACAGAAGAUACAGAGGGAGAAGAAGAGAUGUAUGUGAGGGGUGAUCAGCAGUGUAAGGAGGAGGAGAUCCCUACAGAUAUCAGCACAGCAGAUGGACACACAAGCAGGAAUAUCUCAGAAGGACAUCUAAUGUUAUCCCCGGAUUGUGACAUAAAAGAUAGUGACAGUAGACAGGAAUCUCCAGGAGAUAACCCCAUUACCCCAAUUAUACAUCCAGCUCUAUCAGCUGAUCCCUCUGAUCCUGGGAAAUGUUCUCCUGAUCACUCUGAUAUUGGUGCAUCUGUUACAGCUCUGACAGUAGAUACAGUGUUUCCCUGUUUUAUAGAUGCCAAAUGUUUUAUACAGAACACAAAGCUUAUUACCCAUCAAACAGGUAAGGCAGGUGAAAUGCCACUGAUAUGUUCUGAGUGUGGGAAAUGUUUUACACGGAAAUCACAUCUUGUUUUACAUCGGAGAAGUCACACAGGUGAGAAGCCAUUUUCUUGCUCUGAGUGUGGGAAAUAUUUUAGAUGGAAAUCACAACUUGUUACACAUCACAGAAGUCACACAGGUGAGAAGCCAUUUUCUUGCUCUGAAUGCGGGAAAUGUUUUUCCCAGAAAUCACAACUUGUUACACAUCAGCGAAGUCACACAGGUGAGAAGCCAUUUUCUUGCUCUGAGUGUGGGAAAUGUUUUUCCCAGAAAUCACAUCUUGUUAUACAUCAGGGAAGUCACACAGGUGAGAAGCCAUUUUCUUGCUCUGAGUGUGGGAAAUGUUUUUCCCAGAAAUCACCACUUGUUACACAUCACAGAAGUCACACAGGUGAGAAGCCAUUUUCUUGCUCUGAGUGUGGAAAACAUUGGUUAAAUAAAUCACAACUUGUUAUACAUCAGAGAAGUCACACAGGUGAGAAGCCAUUUUCUUGCUCUGAAUGCGGGAAAUGUUUUUCCCAGAAAUCACCACUUGUUACACAUCAGCGAAGUCACACAGGUGAGAAGCCAUUUUCUUGCUCUGAGUGUGGGAAACGUUUUACACGGAAAUUAUAUCUUGUUAGACAUCAGAACUCACACAAGUGGGAAUAUAUUUCCAUGUUCUGAGUGUGGGAAAUGUUCUGCACACAAAUCAGAUCUUAGAAACCAUGAGAGAAGUCACACAGGUGAGAAGCCAUUUUCUUGCUCUCAGUGCGGGAAAUGUUUUACACAGAAAUCACAACUUGUUACACAUCACAGAAGUCACACAGGUGAGAAGCCAUUUCCAUACUCUGAGAAAUAAAUCGGCACUUGUUGCACACAUUAGACAUCACUCAGGUGAGAAACCAUUUUAAUCUUCUGGAGUAUACUCAUCAUUGCCAUGAAUUGUUCUUCAAGGUUUUUAUCCUAUCUCCUAUGCUUUUUGCAAUAUAAUGCUACCACAGGGUGAAAUAAUCAGAUGCCAUGUCCUCAUCUACCACUGAUAUACAGAUGACCUGUCUUUUGCUCUGGGUACUGAGAAACCAGUACCAAUCCUAAAUGGUUGUCUAGCUGAGCUCCAGGUGUGGGUGAUGCCAGUUGGCUGUGACUCAGUCCUGGUGAAACAGGUCCUUAUGAUAGAAGCUCACCAAUAAACGGCAGGGCUACAACUCAGCUUUACUACCAACCAGACGCCACAUAACGCCCAUUCUCUGUUCCCUCCACCGGCUGACUAUUACAUAAUCUUACUGACUCUCCCAGCCCUACAUGACCAGGGUCCAAGGUACCAGAAGCAGCUUCUGACUCCUUACUGUCCUACUUGCUUCCAUCUGCAGAUGGACUGUUACCAGCAAUACCAAGAAACCCCAAUCAGUGCUGAGAUGUCAGGGGGGAGACAGGGUGGGUGGCACUAUUGCUGUAUUGGUGGCACUGUCUGGGUAAUAUUAUCCCCAAGCAGAGCUGAGGGGCUACUCAGGGUGGUUGGCAGUAGUGGGGACUGCAGGAGGCAGUGUAUGUGUGAGAAUCUUGUCCUCAAGUAGAGUUAAGGUGUCAGAGGGGGAGACAAGGUGGUGAAAGUAGUGGAAAGGAGACAGGGCGGGUGGCAGUAGUGAGCGGAGACAGGGCGGUGGAAGGAGACAGGGUGGGUGGCAGUAGUGGAAGGAGACAGGGCGGUGACAGUAGUGGGGGAGACAGGGCGGGUGGCAGUAGUGAGCGGAGACAGCGCGGUGGAAGGAGACAGGGUGGGUGGCAGUAGUGGAAGGAGACAGGGCGGUGACAGUAGUGGGGGAGACAGGGCGGGUGGCAGUAGUGAGCGGAGACAGGGCGGUGGAAGGAGACAGGGUGGGUGGCAGUAGUGGAAGGAGA
Pseudophryne corroboree (corroboree frog) is the source of this 7448-nucleotide messenger RNA. RefSeq lists its product as uncharacterized. Gene Ontology annotation, molecular function: RNA polymerase II cis-regulatory region sequence-specific DNA binding; DNA-binding transcription factor activity, RNA polymerase II-specific. Gene Ontology annotation, cellular component: transcription regulator complex; chromatin; PcG protein complex. The transcript is spliced from 19 exons. Gene Ontology annotation, biological process: regulation of transcription by RNA polymerase II. The coding region runs from base 252 to 6233 and encodes 1993 amino acids. The record is from RefSeq and is a predicted model, not a curated record. NCBI's taxonomy places the organism in Eukaryota, Metazoa, Chordata, Amphibia, Anura, Myobatrachidae.